This is a messenger RNA of Eriocheir sinensis (Chinese mitten crab), 3842 nucleotides long. RefSeq names its product protein O-linked-mannose beta-1,2-N-acetylglucosaminyltransferase 1-like. The transcript has 12 exons. The record is from RefSeq and is a predicted model, not a curated record. Gene Ontology annotation, cellular component: Golgi membrane. Bases 895 to 3171 code for a protein of 758 amino acids. Gene Ontology annotation, molecular function: beta-1,3-galactosyl-O-glycosyl-glycoprotein beta-1,3-N-acetylglucosaminyltransferase activity. NCBI's taxonomy places the organism in Eukaryota, Metazoa, Arthropoda, Malacostraca, Decapoda, Varunidae. Gene Ontology annotation, biological process: protein O-linked glycosylation via N-acetylgalactosamine.
ACAGUGAAUUACUCCAUUGAAACACCAUUGAAUUAUACACCAGAAAAUCUAACAUACAAAAAAAAGAAACUAUAUUCACGAUCCUGCAAAAUAAAAUAAAAUAAAAACGUGACUGUGAGAAAUAAGACAAAUGUAAAAAAUAGAACAAAACUAUCAGCUUCAUGACACGAGGAUUGUAAUAACAGAAAAUCUAUACUACCAACAAGAAACAGUAAGAGAGUCGGAUUUCAGUCACGAUCUCGCAAAAUCCAAAUAGACGUGAAAUUGUGAGAAGAAAAAUAGGAUAGUCAGAUGCAAAAACAGAGCAAGACGAUCCCUCGGCCUCUUGACGCGAGGAUAACAAAGCCAUCAGUUUUACGAGGCGACUGAGAGAUGGCACGAAGGAAGGCUCACGGCGGGCGGGCGCUGGCGGGGAGCAGGGGCACGGGCUAGGCGGGCAGGGAGAGAGAGAGAGAGGGAGACACAGAGAGAGACAAGGAGGGAAGGAGCAAACUGAGAUCAUUGUGUGUCUUUUGUUCCUCCCUCUCUGACUACUGUCCUGCUCUGCAUUACCUUACCCUGCAAUACCCUGCCUGCAACCUGCCUUAACCUGCCCAACCCUGCGUAUAACCUGCCCUACCUUACGCUACCCUACCCUGUCUGUAACCUCUCCUACCCUAUCCUACCCUGUAACCUACUCUACCCUACCCAUACCCUACCCUAUCCUGCCUUACGCUACCCUUUCCCCAUCUUAUCCUACUUAUAACCUACCCUACCCAAUCCUACCCUGCCUGUAACUUUACCUAACCUACCCUAUCCUAUCUAUAACCUGCCCUACCUUACCCUGCCUAUAACCUACCUUACCCUACCUCCCCUGUAACCUACCCUGUCCUGCCCUCCCUCCCUGGUGCACUAAUGAGCCAAGACAACACGGUAACAAGCACAAUAAUCAGACACGACCGAACAUCAGACACCACCGGACACAGGGACGACGCCUCACACGAACAGACAAUGCGUGGCCCGGCGGUGGUGGUGUCCUGGUGGUGGUGGUGGUGGGCCUUACUGGUGGUGGUGAGGAUGGCAGGAGGAGGGACAGGGGUGAGGGUGGUUACUGGUGUGCGUAUCUCCCAGCCCGCCCACCCAGAAGCAUCGCAGGAAGGUAAACAUUUAGAUACACACCAACGGAGGGUAAUAAGAGGAACCGCAGCGCCUCCCCUUACGCCCCUGAAGGAGAGAUAUUUGGCGCUACUGAAGGGGACGCCGAAGCAGGGAAUAGAGGAGGAGGAAGACGCAAAAAGUGAGCCAAGAUUAGUGAACGGGAAAUCUGUCGUAGCGAAAAGUCAUCGGAGAGAGAAUUCGGGCACACCAGACACGUCGUGGGUGGAGCUCUCGGGAACAGUGGACCACGCGGGGGUGACUGUCUGGCUGCAAGGGCGCGAGGUAUACAGCAAACGUAAUCAGCUCGACUUCUGGGCAGGUAAGAUGAGGCAGUACCACGCGGGCAUCCACCUGUUGGCCCUGCACCAGAGCCUCCCGCGAGUGUUACAGCGCCAGCACUUCCUGACGUGGCAGCCGGCGGCCCACAGGAUGCUGGCGAAGGCCCUGAAUGAGUUGCAGGAGGGGAGGCUGGUGCUGGUGGUGGGAGUGCCGGACUACAUCAGCUGGCUCAAUAAGGAGGGGAUGGACGCCCUGCGGAGCCUCGGGGCGCAGCAGGGCCUGAGGGCGGUGAAGGAGGAGGCGUGGGUGUUGCUGGCGCGGAAGGGGCAGGGCGCGCUCUACGAGACAAUCAUCACCGCCAGGAAUUACUCGUCCAAGGUUGUCCCGCCGCUCGCCUUCUCCUUCCGCCUCCCGCGCUACCCAGAGCGUCAGUGUCCCUGGUACAAAGACCCGGAGAUGGCGCGGAAGGUGGAGUUUUGCGAGUCCUUCGAAGGGUACGGCGAGAUGUGUGCCUGCGAGCGCCCAGUCCACCUCAGCCCCGCCGCCGCCCCGUAUAUGAAGCUGGAGGAGGUGAUCCCCGUGGCCCUGGUGACCGCCCGGAGGUUCCCCAUGGUGGCGCGGCAGGUGAGGUCGCUAUGGGAGGGCCCCGGGGGAGGACAGACGCCCCUGGUGAUGCUGGUGGACGGCGAGAACACGGAGGGAGAGGCGCUGGCGGGGCUCCUGAACAUUACGCUCGUCACCCAUAACAACCCGGGGAUUCCAGGCACGAAGCAAAGGGUGAACGAGCACAUCAAGUUCUCCCUGCAGACAAUGUUCAAGUUAUUUCCCAAGGCGGACAAGGUGAUCAUACUGGAGGACGACCUGGUGCUGGCUAAGGACUUCAUCAGCUACUUCCAACAAACCUCGCUUCUCAUGAGUCUGGACGAGACCAUCCUGUGCGUCAACGCCUACAACUACAACGCCUUCCCCCACACGGCCAACGACCCGCACCGCAUCUACCGCGUCCAGUCCUACCCAUACUACGGCUGGAUGACGAGCAGGAGACACGCCGCGCGCAUGCUGACAGACUGGGCGCCCCUCGACCAGAACGCCGACUGGGACCUCUACGCCCGCUUCAAACACCUCGCCGAGAACCUCCAAAUCAUCAUCCCGGAGAUUCCACGCACCAGACACGAGGGCGGGGGCGGCGUGCACGUGUCGGGGCUCGAACAGGAGGUCACGUACAGCAAGCGGCCCCUCAACACUCUGCCACAGCCCACUAUCAACAUGCGCCGCCACUGGGACCUCGCCUACGCGGUUGAUUUCAUGGCUACGAUACUGAAGGCGAAGGUGGUGAAGAUAACGAUCCACCCCUGUUUCAAGCACCCGAUACCCAGGUACCAGCCCAACACAACGCACGUCAUCUACAUCAACCUGUCGGGGGAGAACGAAGAAAACAACUCCUACAAAGUGCUGGCCAAGUGCUUGGGAUUUUACGCCAAGGGUCUCUUCGAACACUACCGAGGAACUUACUCCCUCAAGUUCUUCGAGACGCCGCUCAUCCUCGUGUCCUGCUACGCCUCCGUCUACUGUGACAACGUGCCCCGGACCCUCAUCUUCAAUCCCCCGGACGCCGCGGUGGAGCUGGCCGGACGGUUCGAGUGGCGCCACACCAACGAGUCUUCGGUGGAGCUGUGGCGCGUGCCCCCCAAGUCCCUGCAGGAGGAGGUCAGCUUAGAAAACAUUUCUGGCUUCGAAGUCAUGUUGAAGGCGUGAGAGGUUAUACGUAGAGGUCAGGAAGAGUGUUGUUUAUAGACGAUCCAAAGAAGAGUUGUUCGCUUUGUUCGCUUGAGGUCUGGUUGGUCUUUGAGGACUCGAAGGAUUGAGAUUUUAUGAUGGUUUCAGAAAGACUCAGCUCCUCCGUGGUGCAGUGAUUAGCACACCUAGCUACGAAUCAGUGAGCCUGGUUUCGUUUCCCGGUCCGGGCAUGAGAAAACCUGGAGAAAGGUAAACUGUGAUAACCCGGAUGUUGCACCUGCCUUGUCUCCCGGGGUAAUGGGUUGUUACCAGGCACAGGUUCCAGGGCUAAUGUGACGGAGAUCAGCACCGAGGCUACGCGAAGCUUUGUCUUGUGCCCCGAACCUUGUCUUUCUUCACGGAAGUUUCGAAGAAGCGAAGUCUGUUAAGUCUUUUUGUCAGUGUUUCUAGACAGCGUUUAGGGCGCCCGUGAUGCUGAGAGGGGACGUGCUGGGUCCUCUCCGGGGCUUUCAUAGUGUUAUUAAUCUUCAAAUUGCCGUUUAGGAAGGAAUUCGUGUAAGUUUUGGAGAGGCUAGGACUCCAUAUUACAGGGGGUUCGAAAAGGUUCAGAUGAUAUUGUAGUAGGUCUCUUUCGGGAGCUGUUUAAGGCUUAGGGUAUUAAGGAGGGAGUAUGUAUGGGCCUCGAUAAA